Messenger RNA from Tachyglossus aculeatus (Australian echidna), 578 nucleotides. Its product is annotated as histone H2A type 2-C. The record is from RefSeq and is a predicted model, not a curated record. NCBI's taxonomy places the organism in Eukaryota, Metazoa, Chordata, Mammalia, Monotremata, Tachyglossidae. Gene Ontology annotation, molecular function: structural constituent of chromatin; protein heterodimerization activity; DNA binding. Gene Ontology annotation, cellular component: nucleosome. Bases 30 to 419 code for a protein of 129 amino acids. The transcript has a single exon.
CGUUUACCGGUGUCUUUCGUUGUUUAGCAAUGUCAGGUCGUGGGAAACAGGGCGGGAAGGCUCGCGCCAAGGCUAAGUCCCGCUCGUCCCGGGCCGGUCUGCAGUUCCCGGUGGGGCGCGUGCACCGUCUGCUCCGCAAGGGCAACUAUGCUGAGCGGGUCGGGGCCGGCGCGCCCGUUUACCUGGCUGCCGUGCUUGAGUAUCUGACAGCUGAAAUCCUGGAACUGGCGGGCAACGCGGCCCGCGACAACAAGAAGACCCGCAUCAUCCCCCGCCACUUGCAGCUGGCCAUCCGCAACGACGAGGAGCUCAACAAGUUGCUGGGCAAAGUGACCAUCGCCCAGGGCGGCGUCCUGCCCAACAUCCAGGCCGUGCUGCUGCCCAAGAAGACUGAGAGUCAUAAAGCUAAGGGCAAGUAAAUUUAUUCUGCUCGUCAACAAGUGCCCGGAUAACAACCACCAAAGACCCACAAAGGCUCUUUUCAGAGCCACCCACAACCGUCAAAGGAGGGCUUGUUUCGCUCUGUUCUCUGCAAAGAGGUCUUGUUAUUACCACCUCCACAAAAUUAAACGAUUUCA